GCCCUCCCGGCAGGCGGGUGCGCGUGGCGGAGCGUCCCGCGCGCAACUUCCAGGGCGCACUCGGCGGGGCCGCGGCGCGCAGCUGCCCGCACCCAGCGCGGGGCCGCAUGGAGGCCACGGAGAAGCAGCACCUGUUGGACGCCAGGCCCGGAGCCCGGUCAUCCAUGGGAACUAUGUGGCAGGAUGGAGCUGGCUGGAUCCCUGUGCCUGGACAUGGCCUGGACUUGCAGGCCAUUGAACUGGCUGCCCAGAGCAACCAUUACUGCCAUGCCCAAAAGGGUCCUGGCAGUCAGUGUGACCCCAAGAAGGAGCGGGCCCGGCGCCAGCUCUAUGUGGCCUCUGCCAUCUGCCUGGUGUUCAUGAUCGGAGAAGUUAUUGGUGGGUACCUGGCACACAGCUUGGCCAUCAUGACUGAUGCAGCCCACCUGCUCACUGACUUUGCCAGUAUGCUCAUCAGCCUCUUUUCCCUCUGGAUGUCUUCCCGGCCAGCCACCAAAACCAUGAACUUCGGCUGGCAGCGAGCUGAGAUCCUGGGAGCCCUGCUCUCUGUGCUGUCCAUCUGGGUCGUGACUGGGGUUCUGGUGUACCUGGCUGUGGAGCGGCUGAUCUCCGGGAACUACGAGAUCGAGGGGGGCACCAUGCUGAUCACGUCGGGCUGCGCCGUGGCUGUGAACAUCAUAAUGGGAUUGAUCCUUCACCAGUCCGGCCAUGGGCACAGCCAUGACACCAGCCAGCAGCAGGAGAACCCCAGUGUCCGAGCUGCCUUCAUCCAUGUGAUUGGGGACUUUCUGCAGAGCGUGGGCGUCUUGGUGGCAGCCUACAUUGUGUACUUCAAGCCGGAGUACAAGUAUAUAGACCCCAUCUGCACCUUCUUCUUCUCCAUCCUGGUCCUGGGGACAACCUUGACCAUCCUGAGAGAUGUGAUCCUGGUGCUAAUGGAAGGGACCCCCAAAGGCGUGGACUUCACAGCUGUGCGGGAUCUGCUGCUGUCGGUGGAGGGAGUGGAAGCCUUGCACAGCUUGCAUAUCUGGGCACUGACUGUGGCCCAGCCGGUGCUGUCUGUCCACAUCGCCAUUGCUCAGAAUGCAGACGCCCAGGCUGUGCUGAAGGUGGCCAGUGGCCUCCUGCAGGGGAGGUUCUACUUCCACACCAUGACCAUCCAGAUCGAGGACUACUCUGAGGACAUGAAGGACUGUCAGGCAUGCCAGGGCCCCUCGGACUGAGGCGUGGACCACUGGGGCAUGGACAGGACCUGCAGGAGGUGGGACUUAGUGUCCCCCAGGCCCAGCCAGGACUCUGCCUACCCUGCCUGCGUCACAAACAGGGUCCCCCUCCUGACCUUGGCUGCCCUGCCCCAGUAAUAGGCUCUUUCUGGCCUCCCUGUCUGACUACAGCGUGCCCUGGGGUGGGGGACUUGGCAGGUAUCAAGCUAGCGUGACCCCACUCCAGCUCCUGGGUCAGCUCCUGGCAGGGCUGUGUUUGAGCUAAUGCUGUCCUACCACCCGCAGUGGCAAAGGCAAUGUGGCACAGUGUGGGACAGCAAGAAGGAAGGCUGGCCUCGGUGCUCCCUUAUUUCCCGUUUGUUGCCUGUCUGGCCUUUGCCUUUUGCGUCUG
Propithecus coquereli (Coquerel's sifaka) is the source of this 1614-nucleotide messenger RNA. It is a transcript of the gene SLC30A2, whose product is annotated as solute carrier family 30 (zinc transporter), member 2. Gene Ontology annotation, biological process: response to zinc ion; zinc ion transmembrane transport. NCBI's taxonomy places the organism in Eukaryota, Metazoa, Chordata, Mammalia, Primates, Indriidae. Gene Ontology annotation, molecular function: zinc ion transmembrane transporter activity. Gene Ontology annotation, cellular component: plasma membrane. The coding region runs from base 108 to 1223 and encodes 371 amino acids. The record is from RefSeq and is a predicted model, not a curated record. The transcript is spliced from 8 exons.